ACAGUCGACAGACUCUGUAACAAAACAGACUUAUUUUGCUGCUGUUGAACAGAAUCUCUGUUGCUUUUGGAGCCAACUCAUCCGCAAUAAGCAGACGCUCCCACGGCUCGGGCUUAUCUACGGCAGCACAGGGUAGGGCCGUACCCCUGCCAUGGAAAACCGCAUUCCUUCUGCCCGUUGGUCUGUUUGCUCUGGUGCCCGGAGAUAACGUUAUUUCUAGCGUUGUUUGUGCUGCAGCAGCUGCUCAGCAGUGAAGGUGGGUGAUCGCACUCUUCGGGCUUGGUUUUAACUCUCGCAUAAGCUCCACCAUCCCCGUGUGCCCGUUGCGUCACACCCCCAGCGCCUGCGGGCAGGAGGGGGAAGGCACGGCGCUUCUUGCGUUCCCUCCUCUUAAAACCGCUCAAGGGAGGGAAGGAAGAGAUUUUUUCUAUUUGUGGAAAGGACAUCGAGCGGGCAGCAGCAGGAUGUUGUUGCUGCACGCUUCCCUGGAGGUGCACUAGGGCCAGGCAGCGUCGCACAUCCGUGGUGCUGGCACCGCCCCUGGCACGCGAUGUGCUGGACCGGGGCCACCCGCACUUUUCUGGCGGAUCUCUGCCCUGCCCUCGCUCCUCACGCCGGCUGUCUGUGGGGCCGUGCGGUCUGAGCACGGAGCUGCAGGUCGGAGCUGGAUGCGGGGUGCAAGAGUGGCGUUCCCUGGGGACGGGACGCAGCGAGCAGAGCGGCAGCGAACUGUGAGCUCUCCCACCCACGCGGCGCAGAGCCGUCCCAUGCAUGCCUUCUUCCCGCCCCUCCCAGCACCACCAGAAAUAGCUCGAGCCUCGGUGCCCGGCUCGCAGUACCUCCAGCGGGCUGGCAGCUCCUCUAGGAGCCCCACACUCCGUAUCCCGCCGGGGCUGGAUCCCGACCCCACGAGCACCUCCCCGAGCACCGAACCGCCUGCUCAUCUCCUCCGGCGCCCGAUGGCCAACAGCACUCCGCUCUGGGACAACAGCAGCCGGGCUCUGUGCCCCGUGGAUGCCGCCUUCGCGCAGCGCUUCCUGCCCGCCGUGUACCUGGUGGUGACCCCGCUGGGGCUGGUGGGGAACGUGCUGGGGCUGUGCUAUCUGCGCUCCGGCCCCCGCAGCCCGCUCAGCCUGCUGGUGGGUCACCUGGGCCUGGCCGACCUGCUGUACGUCUGCACGCUGCCCUUCCUCAUCAGCUACUACCUGCACGGCCGCACCUGGGCCUUCGGGAGGGGCUGGUGCCGCCUCACCCGCGGGCUCUUCCACCUCAACCUCUACGCCAGCAUCGGUUUCCUCACCUGCAUCAGCGUGCACCGCUACCUGGGCAUCGUGCAUCCGCUGCGGGCGCGGGGCCGCUGCCAGGCUGCCGUGUCUCCAGGCCGGCUCAGCGCGGCCGUGUGGCUGUGGGUCAUCGUGCAGGUGGGCCCUGACUUCGCUUUCAGCAAGAUGGACCCUAUGGGGAUGCGGUGCCACGACACGACGGGGGAUGAAAGCCUGGGUGCCUACGUGCCCUAUACCGCCGCCAUCACCGUGACGGGGUUCGUCAUCCCCUUCCUCAUCAUCGUCGGGUGCUACUGCCACGUGGUGGUGGUGCUCUGCAGGAGCGACACGGUGGAGCCCGGCCUCAGGAGGAGCAGCAUCAGGCUGGUGGUGCUCGUCAUGGUCCUCUUCUCUGCCUGCUUCCUGCCCUACCACAUCUUCAGGAACCUCAACUUGCUGUCCCGAGCCUGGCAGCGGCGGGGGUCCUGCACACAGGCCAUGAAGGACAUCUACGUCUCCUACCAGGUGACCAGGGGCCUGGCCAGCUUCAACAGUGCACUCAACCCUCUGCUCUACGUGAUGACCAGCAAAGACUGCGUGUCACGCAUAAGGAAUAUCCACCAAAGGGCCAAGGAGACCCUGGGAUCCAUCUUCACAUGGGAAUUCUCUAACCAAGCCCACAGGACGAGGAGCAGCAUCGUCUUUGAGGAGCAGGAGGCUUCUGAGCAGCUCUGAUCAGUGCGGCACCUCCCCGACAGCUGUGCACAUCAGCUUCAGCAUUCCCCCACCUGAAGCACGCUUUGUGGUGAGAUGAGACUGCAGUCCUCGGCUCCAGCGUGGUGCCUGGGACAGACGGGACCGAGGGCAGCAGGGAGUAGGCUGGCUCGGGCUUUAGAACAGAGUAACCAGCCCCAAGUGGGGCAGAGAGCUGCUGCAUUGCAGAUGGUGGAGAGGGGGAGUUCUGCAGGGGGAAGUGCUGUAGAAAUGGAAACAUUCACUAACAUAUCUUGAUUGAAACAUGACUAAACUGUGCCAGCAGUGGUGCUGAUUGUUUCUGGAAGCAGAUCUGCUUUGGGAUCUGGCUUAUCUUCUGUGGCCUGCCUCCUUCACAGCAGAAAAAUGUACUUUAGAAUUAUUCACUCUCUUCUGGAAGAGUGUAUAACAAACAAACCGACGUCUUAAAGUUUCUCAGGGCUUUUUUUUUAUUAUUUUGCAAGGCAAAUGACCGCAGUGGCCUGAACCACGUGCUCAGCAGGCAGUGCCCAGAGAACUCUGAGCCACUUGGGUGGGGGCUGCAGCUCUCCGGCAUUCAGCCUCACAACAGUAUUAACAUGAGCUAGUGUCUCCUGUAAAUCUGAUGUGCAAAUGUCACCUGCAGAGGUACAGUGAGCUGCCAGGGCAAGACGUCCAUCUGCUUCCGUGGAUGCGGGGGCAUUUCUGCUGCAGGGGGAGCAGCACUCUGCUUUUUGCUUUCGGUUCUCCCCAACACGAGCAGCUGCAACGCAUGACCGGAGCAGUGAAACUUGAAGCAGCAGAUUUCAGAAGGGGCACAUGAGUUAGAACUGCCCCAUACCUGGAGAGCAUGGCCUCACGCAGGGCUGAAGUCAGAACAAAGCCUGACCUGCACCAGCCAGCUGCUGCUCACACAGCCUGACCUCGCUGCUCCGCAGAGAACACAGUGGCAAUCACAUAGGGCUAAUACAUCUGAGGUGCAAAUAAACACUUAACACGUUCACUUGUGCCCCUCUGGCUUCUUCUAAGGCUUGGUGGCAGCACAGAGCGAGCUGGCCUGGGGGAUGGAGCAGGGGCACACACCAGCUCUGCUCCCCUCCACGCGACCAGCUCUCAUCCACUGCCCCCACAUUGUUGUUAAGGGUGACCUAAAGAUCUGUAUACCAAGAACCAGCCCUGAGCCCAGGAUUUGUAGCAUCUCAUGGUUCCAUGUCCCACGUCAGUCAAACCAGCAGAGGCCAUUGGGAUCUGCGCACUGUAACAAUGGCUCCAGGGCUUGGUGGCAUCUUGUGCUUCACAGCCCUCCUGAUCCUCAGGCAGCACCACUCUCCAUGCAAGCUGAAAAGAAGAAGAAGGAGGAAGAAGAAAAAGCUCUCCCCCAAAACCAGCCAAGUGCCUUCCUUUAAUUAGCUGCAUUUGUAAUUAAGGACAACCACUGGCACGUGAGCCUGCCUGGCUCUCACAGCUGUGUAAUGGAGCAGCAAAGCAGCCUCCUCCUGCUGCUUUUGCUCCGGGCUCCUCCCCAUGCAAACAGCAGCUGCUGCCCCACAAGGGACGAAUGUGAUGGACAGAGAUGUACAGAUGUAUGACCAUUUCACUUCCUUCUGGAAUGCAAAACUGUUCUGCUUGGCAUCCAAAAUGCUACACAAGAACAUACUGCUGACAGCAGCAGCUAAACCAGAGGCCCCCAGCAGAGCGAGGAGUGCAGGGCAGGGGGCUUUGGAAGCAUCUCCUGUGGUGUGGUGGGAACUGCAGUGUGUGCAAAAAGGGUUGAGUCCUGCAGGUCACUAAUGAAAGGUCACAGCAUCCCCGAAUGCAGCAUUUAUUUCUGCAGCAGAGCAGUUUCACUGUCCCAGUACCUCUGGGUAUAGGGAGAGCAGACCUGACAGCUCAUCUGAUUUACCAAGGACAUCGGCUGAGCUGGGAAAGCAAUGGUAAUGCAGUUAACUCUGGGUGAUCCGGGCAAAGAUGGUCAAUACGUGGGGGAUCGGGUGCUGCCAGUGAAUGUUUCUUUAAAAUGAAAUUCGGAGUCUUUGUGCAGAGUGCUUUGGCAUCUGGGAGACAAACAGUUUAUUAAGGAGAGCACACCGUAUAAAUAGAACAAAAUUCAGCAUGGCUCCGUGAGGCUGUUGGUCUCAUAUUAUUCCUCUGUGUGUGUGGUUAUAAAUAGGGGACACUGUGCAGUGUGGGACCUCCAUGGGGCAGGAGAUACCCUGGGGUAACCCAGAGCUUCACCUGCACAGCUCUGUAUCUCAGCCCCUGCCCACAGACACUCAAACGGAGCAUAUUGAAGCGGGCCUCCUUGUCCCACUGCAGCCCCAGGCUGAUCUUCCUGCUCCAAGCAGGCGCUUUGCCCGGCUCCCCAAAGCCCAGCGUUAAUUUCAUUCCCAUCACUGAUUCAGAGAGCAGCUGUGGCCACGGUGCUGCUCUGCCCCGGGGACGUGGCUCAGCCACUGCACGUCGGCUGAGAGCCACGGGGGCAUCUCUGUGCCCCUAUGGGAGCAGCCAUCCCAUCGCCCCGAUUCAUCCACCCUGAGAGAAGGAGCUGGAAAACUUCAGUGCGCAAACGAUUUGGUAAAAAGUCGCGACUUCGAGGUGGAGAACAAAAUGUGCCUGCAGCGCAGUGCUCUCACUGCACCACAAAGCAAAUAGUUUCAGUUUGGUUUAUUUGUUCCCCGCUGAGAAAUCACUCCUGGUCCUGCAGCCCCCGGUCCCACAGCCCAGUCGCAGCGCUGGAGGGGAGCAAUGAGAGCAGCAGGAUGACAGCAUUCCCCUUCCCAGCCCCGCUGCAGGACGAGGGCGAAGCUGUCAUCCAGGCAUCCUCAGGAAAAUGCUUGCAUAUUUGCAGUGCAUUCCCAGAACCUCUGCCCCUCCCUUGCCUGCAGCAGAGAACUCAUUUAUAGCACUGCCCACCGUGGGAGCGGAGCAGGUCCUGCUCUGCACUUAGCCAAGCACUGCUUUGUGUGCUGAUCCCAGUGCCACCGCCCUCAGCCCCGGCUGUGCUGGGAUGCUCACAUCCCAACUGGUUGUCUGCUCUGCUUCUCAGCAAACAAUCCCAGCAGUGAUUAAGUAGGGACAUUAUUGUUUUAGCUUGUUUUUGUGAUUAAAGCCAAGGUGCUCCAGACAAAUAAAUGCACCGAUGAAAGCGGCCGAGAUCAAAGCAGCACCUCUCCCAGCUGGGCGCGGGCCAGGCACUUUAUGGCAGGUGCUGUGUGCCUGGCUGGCGCUCAACUGACAGCUUUCCAAGCACAUAAAAACUUAAUAGGCUGAAAAUAGAGUUUGUGGUCACAGACUGACAGCAGCAGCGCUGGCAGCUUGGGGCGGCUCCAUGCACGAGCUCCAGGGGAGCGGGGCUGGGGAAUUCAGGCAGGGCAUCAGGCAGGAUCCACAGCAGGAUGCAGGUGCCAGGGCUCCCAGAUGGCAGGGCUAGGAGAAGGCAGCGGGAUAUCCCAGAGCCAAGGGAAAGCCAUGCAGCUGACUCUGUUUGCAGUGUUUGGUGUUUGCAAACACCCCAAGCACCAGAGCUCCUGCUUUAUGCACGGAGCUCUGCUGUCCCUCUACCUCCCCGUGCAAUAAAAAGGAGACAUGUCAUCUCAUAAUGCAAUUUCUUGCUGGAAAUCAAUGCUGAAGUACAUUAUGUUGCCUGCUCCCAUCCUGCAGCUCCCAUGUGCCCUUGUUCAAGUGCAAUGAGAGCAGCAAGAAGACAAAGGCCGAGCUGCGCUCGGUGUGGGGCUUCUCUCUGGGCAGGAGGGAUGUGUGUGUGGUGUGACACAGCUCUGGUGCACUUGCUGUGUGUGGGUAAAGAAAUGUAUGAGCAUGGGGCCGCUGUGCAGCAUUGCCUUCAUUCUAAUGCCUGUGACAGCACCCAAACACACUGCUGUGUGCGCUGCCUGUGCAGCCCUGUGUUGGUUUGCACUGUGUCACCGGGCGGGUUUAGUACAGAACUGCUCCUGCCCCUGUUGUGUAUUUGUGGAUCUUGUCCCACAGGGCCUGAGAUCAGAGCAAAGCCCCGGAGCUGACUCCGCUGUCCUGCAGCUGCACAUGAUGGGAGCUGUGCGUGCAGUUUGCACCCCUCUGCAGAGCAAACGCAUCGGUGCGUCUGGACCUGCACGGGGUAAUGGGCUGCAGCACCUACCGGCUGCUCCGGGGAAGAGCUGGGAGCUCAGGCCGGACCCGCAGGGCCCCAGCAGCUCUCCCGGCAGCGUCGCUGCUCCCAGCCGAGAUGGGCAGAGUUUAUUUUUGAAGGAGAUGUUAUCUCCCGCAACGCACAACUCGGGAGAAGCAUCUUUCUAUUUUUAAAAAGCGAAACAUAAGGCUUACAUAAACUAGUGGGGAAGCGGAGCCGAGCCGCCAGGCCCG
Messenger RNA from Meleagris gallopavo (turkey), 6353 nucleotides. NCBI's taxonomy places the organism in Eukaryota, Metazoa, Chordata, Aves, Galliformes, Phasianidae. The record is from RefSeq and is a predicted model, not a curated record.